AUGGUCCAUGUUGCUAGAUUCUUGGACGAACGUCCUACCGAUAUUCCUUCUAUUCUUGCCGGUGGUUAUAACCAUCCUUUAUUGAGAGAAUGGCAGAAUGAGAGACAGUUAACAAAGAAUAUGUUCAUCUUCCCGUUGUUCGUUAGUGAUCAGGAUGAUGAGGAAACUAUUAUACCAUCAUUGCCAAAUAUCAAGAGAUUUGGUAUUAACAGAUUAAAAGAUUAUGUCGCCGGGUUGGUUGCCAAGGGUCUACGUUCUGUUAUUUUAUUCGGAGUGCCUUUGAAGGACGGAGCUAAGGACCAAGUUGCUACUUCUGCUGAUGAUCCAGAAGGACCUGUAAUCCAAGCUAUCAAGUUACUUCGUAAAGAAUUCCCUGAUUUGUACAUUAUCUGCGAUGUUUGUUUGUGUGAAUACACUAGCCAUGGCCAUUGUGGUGUCUUGUAUGAAGAUGGCACCAUUAACAGAGAAAAAUCGGUUCAAAGAAUUGCUGCCGUUGCUGUCAAUUAUGCCAUUGCUGGUGCUCAUUGUGUGGCGCCAAGUGAUAUGAUUGAUGGUAGGAUCAGAGAGAUUAAGAUGGGAUUGAUCGAGCAUGGAUUGGCUCAUAAGACCUUUGUGAUGAGUUAUUCCGCUAAAUUCAGUGGUAACUUGUAUGGUCCAUUCAGAGAUGCCGCUUGUUCUCAACCAGGAAAAGGUGAUCGUAAGUGCUAUCAAUUGCCUUCAGGAGGUCGUGGCCUAGCUAGACGUGCUUUAAAGAGAGAUUUGCAAGAAGGAUCAGAUGGUAUCAUCGUCAAACCUUCUACUUUCUAUUUGGAUGUGAUGUCCGAUGCAGCUGAAAUCUGUCGCGACCUCCCAGUGUGUGCUUACCAUGUCAGUGGUGAAUACGCUAUGUUACAUGCUGCUGCAGAGAAGGGUGUUGUUGAUUUGAAAAGUAUUGCCUUUGAAUCGCACUAUGGGUUCCUCAGAGCUGGUGCUCGCUUAAUCAUCAGUUACUUCACUCCAGAAUUUUUGGAAUGGCUUGACGAAAAUUGA
Kluyveromyces lactis is the source of this 1029-nucleotide messenger RNA. It is a transcript of the gene HEM2, whose product is annotated as porphobilinogen synthase HEM2. Gene Ontology annotation, biological process: heme biosynthetic process. Gene Ontology annotation, cellular component: cytosol. Lineage: Eukaryota; Fungi; Ascomycota; Saccharomycetes; Saccharomycetales; Saccharomycetaceae. The record is from RefSeq and is a predicted model, not a curated record. The transcript has a single exon. Gene Ontology annotation, molecular function: zinc ion binding; porphobilinogen synthase activity. Bases 1 to 1029 code for a protein of 342 amino acids.